Ectocarpus siliculosus is the source of this 768-nucleotide messenger RNA. NCBI's taxonomy places the organism in Eukaryota, Phaeophyceae, Ectocarpales, Ectocarpaceae. The record is from the annotation of a GenBank genome assembly.
AUGCCUGAAUCUGCAGGGGGUGCAGCGAGAGAGAGGAGAGCUCGGCGUGAUGGGCCAGUGGCGGCCCUGCACUCGGCUGUUCUGGGCGAAGAAGUUCUUCCCUAUUCGUCCGCCGGCCGACCGGUGUUCAGUGGGCACCAGAACGACCUGCACUCGGAGCUGGACGCGUGCUUCACUCCGAGCGUGGAGUACGUCCUGCCCGGCUCCGAAGGCAGCGGCAUCUACGCCUGGUGCGCGGAAGGCGGCAAGCUGACCAAGAUUCUCAAGGGGCACUCGUCCGCGGUGGGCAGGGUACUGCUGGUCGGCCCCAAGUACGAGGUCAUGGCGAGCGUGCGCACGCACACGGCGCUGUGGAUGGACGCGGGUUUGGAACCGGGGCAGCAGGCAGUGGGUAUUCAUCCGGGGGGUGGUGUCUCUUUGUCGCUAGGUGCACUGCACUACGCCUUCGGCUGUCCAAUAGUAGUCUUGUUGUCAACUCCCAGAGAACACCAUGUAAUAACUUGGCGUGAGUGUUGUUGGAUCAGCUCGCAUGCUCUAAAUUCGUUAUCGCGCAUGGAGAAUUCCUUGCAUUCUCGUUUUCUCUCUCUGUUUUCCCGGAAGCUGCUGUAUGGUAGCUCGGAGAAAUUGUGGAGCCUUUUGCUCCCGGGUCCAACGCGUCUUGCACAAAUCUCACGUACGUAUGUACAUAGUGAAUUCGGUCGUGUGAUAUGCAAUGCUGUAGUCUGCAUAGAAUAUCACGAGCGCCUCACGGAAGGUAGAAUUGUGUGA